This is a messenger RNA of Aureobasidium pullulans EXF-150, 1446 nucleotides long. RefSeq lists its product as uncharacterized. NCBI's taxonomy places the organism in Eukaryota, Fungi, Ascomycota, Dothideomycetes, Dothideales, Saccotheciaceae. The coding region runs from base 1 to 1446 and encodes 481 amino acids. The record is from RefSeq and is a predicted model, not a curated record. The transcript has 3 exons.
AUGCUAUUGUCUUCUUGGGCGGGGUCUGCAAUUUUGCUUUUCAUCUUCCGUUAUCUUCGAUUGGUUGUCAACCUCAUCUCCAAUUGGACAUACAAACCGACCCCAAUCCCAGACAGACCUAAUUACUCCAACAAAGAUGUCACCGUCAUCAUUCCGACCAUCGAAGGUGAAGGAGAAAACCUCUGCCGCACGAUAAAGACAUGUUUGGCAACCCAGCCUUUCGAGAUUCUCAUUGUCACAAUCGAUGCAAACAUAAAAAGAGCCGAGAGGACCGCUGCUGCGCUGAACAGCAGCAAGAUCCGCGUAUUGAGUGUUGCGAAAGCCAACAAGCGUAGCCAGAUGUGUGCUGCUAUCCCCCAUGUCAUGACCAAAAUCACCGUCUUCGCAGAUGACGACGUGAUCUGGCCCACAACGCUUCUUGCAUGGAUCCUUGCACCAUUUGAAGACGAUGAGAUGGGUGGAGUGGGAACAUCUCAGAGAUUGAUGCGUCCAAAAAAGAUGACUAUCUGGAGUUUUCUUGGAUCACUCUACCUAGAAAGACGCAACUUUGAUUGCUCUGCAUGUCUUCACAUUGACGGAGGGCUACCUUGUCUUUCGGGCAGGACCGUCGCGUAUCGUACAUGUAUCUUGCAAGACGAUGCUUUUACCCAUGGCUUCACACACGAGACAUGGAGAACUUUCCAACUCAAUGCUGACGACGACAACUUUAUCACUCGUUGGAUGUAUACGCAUGGCUGGAAGAUCACCAUGCAAUAUCACAAAGCGUGUGAAGUACAAACCACUCUCGAAGACAGCCCGAAGUAUCUGAAACAGUGCCUUCGCUGGGUUCGCAGCAAUUGGAGAAGUAACUUGACAAGCAUGUUUGUUGAAAGACAUUACUGGAGAUUAACGCCCUGGACAACAUACGCAGUUUUCCAAACUACACUGACAGCAUGGGCUUUCACGGAUCUGCUGCUCUUUUUUCUCUGCUACAAAGCAACCGAGGAGCUGCCUGCAGACACCCAGCAGACCGUUCUGACUGCGGUCGGUAUUUGGAUUUUCGUAUUUGCAAAGUCGAUCAAGCUAUAUGGCCACUGGAUUCGCUAUCCCGCUGAUCUGCUAUUUUUGCCCAUCUCGAUCCUGUUCGGUCAUGUGCAUGGUUUCAUCAAGCUUGCAGGGUUGAUGACGCUUUCUGCUGUAUGUUGCUUGUUCUUGCGAAACGGCGAUGACAUUACUGACCACCUUGCCUUGCAGACCUCCUGGGGAAGUCGCGAUGGCGCAGACGAAGACAACCAAUACAGAAUGAUCAAACUCCCGCCGUACCACACCGAUGAUCUCGAAGCAUCUCCUCAAAUGGCUUCCAGUUCCGCCACAUCGUUGUCCGGCGCACAGUACCCUCCACCUUACAAAAAGCACGAGCCCAAUGAGACUUGCCCAUUGCAAGGCCACUAUAUCCACGACUUAUGA